Messenger RNA from Cladophialophora immunda, 3657 nucleotides. RefSeq lists its product as uncharacterized. The coding region runs from base 1 to 3657 and encodes 1218 amino acids. Gene Ontology annotation, cellular component: nucleus. Gene Ontology annotation, biological process: transmembrane transport; positive regulation of transcription from RNA polymerase II promoter by galactose; DNA-templated transcription. The transcript has 6 exons. NCBI's taxonomy places the organism in Eukaryota, Fungi, Ascomycota, Eurotiomycetes, Chaetothyriales, Herpotrichiellaceae. Gene Ontology annotation, molecular function: transmembrane transporter activity; RNA polymerase II cis-regulatory region sequence-specific DNA binding; DNA-binding transcription factor activity, RNA polymerase II-specific. The record is from RefSeq and is a predicted model, not a curated record.
AUGGGCGGCUUCGGGAUCCUUGAAGACUACAAGCUCGAACACGUUCCUGGAACAGCCCUGUUGAACGAUGGGUUGCAACCAACCUAUACCGCGAGCCUGAAGCACGGUACGGGCAAGUACUCUCACAUUGUCCUAGUCCCUCAGCCAUCCGAGGACCCAAAUGACCCCCUAAACUGGCCUCUAUGGCGGAAGGAUCUCUGCCUAUUCGUUGCGCUCCUCGGCACACUGCUCUUUCCUGGCGUUUUGGUACCCAUUCUCACGCCCGCGACCUAUGCCAUGUCUGUCGAAUUCGAUACCAGCCUCAAGGCUAUUGCCCAAUUGACGGGCUACUGUCUCCUCUGCGUCGGAUCUUUUGGUAUCUUCGUCUCAGCAAUGUCUCGUCUCUGGGGAAAGCGGCCGCAAUUCUUGCUUGCCUCGCUUCUGGGCGUUAUCGGCACCCUGGUAGGCGAGUGUGCACACAAUUACAACACCAUCCUUAGCGCUCGUCUUCUUCAAGGAUUCAGUGUCGCUGCUUACGAGAGUUUGAUCGUCGCUUUUGUAGGAGAUAUGUACUUUGUCCACCAACGCGGAUCACGUACGACUCUGUUUCAGCUGGUGUCGAACACGAUCGCGGUCCUUGCGCCGAUUAUUUCGGGUGUCAUCUACGACCAUUUGGGCUGGCGCUACAUCUUCCAUAUCGCUCAACCAUUCCUGUGCCUCCAGUUGAUUCUGGCUUUCUUUUUCCUGCCUGAAACGGUAUACAACCGCAGCUCGAUCUACAAUACCGACACCACAUCCACCGAGAAUGUCCAGGAGCUUGGGGAGGUGAAUCGUACUAAGCGAGCCGACGCCCAGGUGGAGAAUGUAGAGGCUGGCGCUCAAGAACUGCCUCAGCCGAAGACGUGGCUUCAAAAGCUCACCAUUUACAACGGGCGCUUCACCAAAACUAGUCCACUCAAGCUCAUCCUUGACCCCUUCAUUGUCCUAAUCAACCCUGCCACCGUUUGGGGCUGCCUCACGCAAGGGAUCAGCUCGGCCUGGUGGGUAGCGACAUCGUUCGUGUUGGCGCAAAUCUGGAGUGUCCCGCCCUACAACCUCGAUGCAGCUGCGGUGGGCUAUCUCUACACUGGCCCUUUUAUCGGUGGCACCCUCGGCGUCGUCUUCAUGGUGAUGACAUCGGACCCUCUUUCCCGUUGGGUCGCCCGCAAGAACGGCGGCAUCUAUGAGCCCGAAUUCCGCAUCUACCCUAUUGUGAUCGCGGUUGUGACAGGCGCCAUCGGCCUCUUUCUCUUUGGGUCCAUGAUCGAAGCGGGCCAAGGUUACUACGUCGGCAGUGUCCUCCACGGCAUCUACGGGUUUUCGGUCAAUGUUGCUGGUGCUGUCAUGAACUCAUACGUGGUUGAUGCGUACAGAGAAGAGUCCACUGAGAUGCUGAUCAUAGCCAUGAUCUUCAAGAAUUUCUUCUUCUACUCUCUGUCCUACUACGUCAACAACUGGAUCGCCAAAGUGGGUCCGACCAAGUAUUUUGACGUCCAGGGUGCCGUUGUUAUGGGAAUCUACGCUACUUCCAUUCCUAUGUACUUCUUUGGAAAGAAAGUGAGAAACGAAGACAGUCGGCGGCUGAGAAGAGGUAAUGCGUACGAAUUCACUCGCGAGACGACGUUGCUGAAGCAUGUCAGAGGUCUCGUCACAGUCGACGAAGAGCGCUCAAGCCUCGAGCCCGAUUUGUCGACAUCCCAGGGCCUGGACGGCGAGAAAGCGGCUCCCCAGCUUUUUCCAGGAAAUGUGACUUCAGGAGACUUGGAAGGCAACGUGUUGCCUGCUCUGGCAUCCGAUGAUAGCUAUGGCGGAUCAAUUCCAUCACGCAGCUAUGAUAGCGACGAAGACCUGCAAAUUCAAGCCGAAUCUCUCGAUAUCGUGGAGCAUGACCAGGCAACCAUGCACACCGCUCUUGGUGAUUUCGGGCUUACGCCUUAUGCCAUGGGGUUGGCCAGCAAGCCUGCAGAUCCAGGCUCAAGGUCCGACGUUUUCCGCAAGAAGAGCAGAAUCAACAGCGUGAUUCGGGGUCUAAGCGAGCUACAGCCCGACAAUUUCGAUCUUCCGCCAGUUGCCCUUGCCAGUCAACUCGUGGACCUAUUCUUUGAGCAUGUCUACCCUCUGUAUCCUUUUGUUCAUCGGCCAAGCUUCAUGCAGCGCCUCAACGAGACCUACAGCGGUGGGCAACGGGACAUCGAUGUCCCUUGGCAGGCCACGCUGAAUCUCAUUUUUGCAUUCGGAUCCGACUACUUGGACCUCUCCCUUGCCGAAACUUAUACAAUGAGCCAGUCCUUUCUGCAGCAUGCCACAGAAUUAAUCCUCUCUGUCUGCUUCGACACAACUACGCUCGAAGUCGUCCAGGCACUACUACUGCUGAGCUGCCACCUGCAGAGCAAUAUGCAGUACCAGAGAGUCUGGACAAGCAUAGGGACUCUGUAUCGCGUGGCCCAGAGCCUCGGGUUGCACAUGGACCCUGGAUCAUGGCGCAUUAGUCCCAUCGAGAAAGAGAUUCGAAGGCGCAUAUGGUGGGGUAUCUAUUCCCUGGAUCGAUUUACCAGUCUGAAGUGCGGCCGUCCUCCCUCUAUCAACAUUGAGUCCCUACCGGUCGAGGCGCCAGCUGUAGUACAAGACGAGCAAAUUACCGAAACAGGCAUAAUGGAAUUGGCCCUGGACAGCGGAAUUCCUUGUUCGUCUCAAUUUUUCAAUUCCAUGGUCCAGCUGGCCCAUAUCGCCGAAUCAAUCCUUGUUUCCAUUUCCAAAGACACGCCUUGGUCCCUUCCGGGCCGCAACGCAAAUGCCGCAGAGACGGCUGCUUUGGAUCCAAUCCACUUCAUCGUUCAGCUGGCAAUCGUGAUGGAACAAGAAGGCAAACUCCGGUCAUGGCUUGACAACCUGCCCGAUCACCUGAAAUUCGGGGCAGUCCAUCAAAGCGAGAAGAUCCGGAGACAGCAGAGCAUGCUUCGGGUCCGCUACCUGCACACGAGACUCAUGACGCACAGGCAAAACCUUCUGUCCUUGAUCCAGUGUGACCGUAAACGAAUCGACUCGCUCGAAGACGAUUUCCUGCGAACGGUGGUCAUGGGAAGUAUCCGCACAUGUACCCAGUGCGCGUGUGAUAUCACUGAGAUGGUGAAGAACUCGGCUGCAGCCCAGAACAUGGGACCAUGGUGGUACAAUGUACAGUUCUUGUUCACCUCCCUCGGAAUCCUCUUUGCCGUCCAGAUGAGAGCCACGAUUACCCAACACGUCGACAUCCAAGCCGUGACCUCUGCCGUCGAUGGCGCCUUGGACUAUCUGCGGUUCCUGGGUGAUGUCAAUGGCGUUGUGACCCGAUGUCGAAGUUAUUUCGAAUCUUUACGAACACGAACGGAGACGAGGAAACGGUCGCCACGAGGUCCAACAAUGAAUGAGACGGCCGAAGCAGACCACGAAGCAGGAUUGAUGGUGUCCGGAGCAAUGCGGGAGGGCGACAAUAUAGGGCUGCCCUUCGGUAUGAACGGGAAUGAAUUUGACCAUGGGCUCGACCAUAAUCAUCACAACUGGUCUGAGACCAACUUUGACGGGACCGAGAAUUUGGAACCGGUGACAGCGGAUCUAUUUUUGGACCACUUGAUGACAGAUUUGGACUUUGACUUUUCCUAA